Messenger RNA from Brachypodium distachyon (stiff brome), 1151 nucleotides. RefSeq lists its product as uncharacterized. Bases 1 to 996 code for a protein of 331 amino acids. NCBI's taxonomy places the organism in Eukaryota, Viridiplantae, Streptophyta, Magnoliopsida, Poales, Poaceae. The transcript is spliced from 4 exons. The record is from RefSeq and is a predicted model, not a curated record.
AUGAGGUGUUCGAUGAGAGUUCGCUCCAAGGAUGUGCUGUGGGAUGAGGAGCUUGCUGACAACAUUCUCACACAUACCGGUGGGUCAGAAUUCCUAGAGCUUGUUGUGGGAUCUAAUAUAGAGCUUGAAGAAAGAGUUGAUAAAGCCAAAGAUGAUGCAAAACCGAUCCAGCUAUCAAAUCAUGGAGGGACCUACUCUAUCAGCUUUGUUUUUGCCUCCAACGCCAAGCAAAGAACCAUUCUGCUUUGCUGCUCCGAAAGCAUCCCAAUUAAGCAGAAGGCAACGGCCAAAGCUACGUGUGCAGCUCAGUACACUGAAGAGAUCAUUUGCAGAUUAAUCCACAACAAGCUACCUAUCAUAGCCCCGAGCUCUUCCUCGCUAUCCAUCAUUCACUUCCCUAGUUUUCUGGUAUAUCGUCAGCAAAUUAAGAAGGAAACAUGUAGCUGUCAAGGGGCUAACAAGCAGAGAUCCAUUUGUAGGUGCCGAUGCAUUAGGUUAGCUUGGGAAGCUUCUGGUGUUCAAUUGUACAUAUGGGGAUUAAUUCAUCACGAUGUCAAUAACGUUGACGGCCAUGAAGUUGUCAUCAUGCUCCUCCUCACUGGCACUAUGGCGUGGUACUCUACAAACGAAUCUUUGUCGUGUCGAGGCUCUCCGCUGCCCAGCGUCAUGCACCCGCUGCGCACCUUCAGUUCCUCGGCAACAACGCACAGGCUCUUUGACAAUAAUGACAGAGCGUCGCUGCGGACAAGUCUCCAUCGCGUCCAGUCGCUCCACCACUCGCCACCACCCUUCGUCCCUCCAAGCACCUUCCUAUGCCGCACCAUCGCCAAGCACUUCCACCGGAACGCCAAGCCGCUACUGGACGAACUGACCGUGCAGCUCAGGGACCCACCGACAUCGGCACUAGGCGGUGAACCAAUGGAGUCUGAUGGUGAGCGGAGCGUGGAGCCGGUAUCUGCAUUGUUUUGUGUAGUGAGACGAACGGUGAAUUUUUGAGACAUAGGGGUUAAUGCAUCAGGUUGUUGGGUUCGGUCCAGAGGAUGUGACAAGUGAACUGGAUAUGUUUGCCACAUGGCAUCUGAUAUGUGGGUCACAUGGAUUAGAUUUACUGUCAAACAUGUUAAUAUGUCAGAUUUGGUUUCUUUUGAGAA